Molecule: messenger RNA, 1497 nt
Organism: Saccoglossus kowalevskii
Lineage: Eukaryota; Metazoa; Hemichordata; Enteropneusta; Harrimaniidae
Product: receptor-type tyrosine-protein phosphatase mu-like
Source: RefSeq, a predicted model, not a curated record
AUGGUAACACAAAUAACUUAUAAAUCAACUGAAUCUGUAUAUUUAACUACCGUGGUAGAAUCUAAGGAUAUACUCGUUGAGGGCAGUAUUGAUACACACACUUUAGAAGAAUUACCAGCAGCAACACAGUUUGAAAUAUCAGUUGGUGUUUCUGAUAUUCUGGAGGAGUCUGAAAAAAGUGAACCAAUAUUAACAGAAACCACUGCUACAAUUGAUUUGAGAAAACCCAAGUCAAACACAGACAUAAAGACUGAUACACAACUUAUGAGUUAUAUUGUUGUUGUGGAAGAGGAAAGGCAGAAUAGAAAGCGUGAUUUAGAAGAUAACCAGUAUAUCACAUCAUCAUUUCAACUAAAUGAAAUCCCUGAUCAACUUAUAGUGGGUGAUGGUAUGGAAUAUAAUGGUUAUAUCAAUAAACCAUUAACAGCUGGACAACAAUAUGUCAUAUAUGAUGGGUUUGCAGUGUAUACUACAGGGGUGGAGGAAUUACUAUUGACAGAUCAACCAAUAUCAUCAUUUCAAGGUGGAGUUGGACCAGGUGGUUCUGCUGUUGGUGUUGCUGUUGGUGUUGUUGUGGUUCUUUUAGUUGUUGUAGCAAUAAUAGUUGCAGUAUUUAUAAUAAGAAGAAUUAUUCCAACACAGUCAUUGAAUAAUUCAUUUUGCUUUUUAGAUAUAAGGCGUCUGGGAAACCAGAAACGUAGUACUGAAUAUGAAACACCUAACAGCAGUAUGUCUUUUAAGAAUGCUUAUGCAAAUUUAGAAGAAUCCAGCAUGAAUUCAGCCAAGCCAAGGAGUCUCCCUCCAAAGCCAAAACCUAAAGCCAAGCCAAUACAUAACUCGCAAUACACAAUUCAAGUUAAAGAUUUGGCUGAUUAUGUUAUUAAGAAACGAGAAGAAAAUGAUUUUGUUUCACAAUUUAAGUUGUUGCCUCAAAGCGCUAACACAAAUAUACCCAAUGAAGCUGCUAACAUUCCAGAGAACAAAUCAAAGAACAGAUUUCGCAAUGUUCUCUCAUAUGACCAUUCCAGAGUGGUAUUAGAUGUGAUUAAUGAUGAUCCCAAUUCAGAUUAUAUCAAUGCUAACUAUAUUGAUGGUUACCAGAAGAAUAACGCAUACAUUGCUACCCAAGGACCCACUGAUGUAACUAUUAAAGACUUUUGGAGAAUGGUGCUGAAAGAAAAUGUUGGCACAAUUCUUAUGACCACCAACCUUUCUGAAGGUGGGAAGGAGCAAUAUGAGUUUAUCCACACCGCUGUAAUGGAAGCUAUCCUAUGUGGAGACACUUCAAUAUCAGCAUCAGAUUUCAGGCAGAUUUAUGGAAAAUUACAGAUUGUUGAUAGAAAGACCAAAAAAUCACAACUUGCUGGUAUUGGUCGAACCGGAUCAUUUAUAUCCAUUGAUUCUAUGCUGAAAAUGGCCAAUGCUGAGGGAUGUAUUGAUGUCUUCAACUUUGUGAAAAGAGGAAGAGAAAACAGAAUGAACUUUGUUCAAACAGCA